Messenger RNA from Cheilinus undulatus (humphead wrasse), 1659 nucleotides. RefSeq names its product brain and acute leukemia cytoplasmic protein. The transcript is spliced from 3 exons. Gene Ontology annotation, cellular component: cytoplasm. NCBI's taxonomy places the organism in Eukaryota, Metazoa, Chordata, Actinopteri, Labriformes, Labridae. The record is from RefSeq and is a predicted model, not a curated record. Bases 184 to 561 code for a protein of 125 amino acids.
GCUCAGCUGCUGUCUGUGGGAAGCAGCAGCAGCAGCAUCCUCCUCCUCAUCCUCCUGCUCCUCCUCCGGCCGAUGAUGGAGAAGGAAACACGGAUGGAGCUGCAGUAGAAACCCAGGAGGAUGCUUUGAGACACACCGCCUUGUUCAGCCCGCGACCCCGGCCGUGGAGGAUUUUCUUCCCCGAUGGGUUGUGGAGGAAGUCGGGCGGACGCUAUCAUCGAGCCGAGGUACCAUGAGAGCUGGACCAGAGAAACGGAAUCGACGUGGCUUACAAACACGGACGUAGAGACCUCUCUGCCUGUGCCAAACAGUAAAGCCCUGGAGGCCAAUCUAAGGGAGAAGAGGAUGGUGAACACAGGCACCCAGUGUGGGAAGCAGGCCCUCACGUCCACUGGCUCCAACCACCAGAGGAGACCGAGGAGGUCCCUGAGUGAUCAGUCCACUUGUGAAACCAAAAGGAGAGCUUCAAAGGAGGCCAGCGCUUUGUCAAAGGAUGGGCAGCCUGCCAGCAUCAGCAGCAGUGGAGAGGCUGAAUCUGGAAGCACUUGUGAUGAAAGAUGAAGAUGAACCAGGAAUCUGGGAACUAGAGGAAGGUGGAUGGAGCUGCAGGCAGGAUCACCAGGAAAGAGGGAACAGUAGUUUUAAAGAGAGAAGAUGUUCGUGGCGUGACUGUCAGCUCAGCGAUUUCCAACAUAAGCACCUGCACAUGUCUCCAUCCAAAGAUCUUGGGAUGCUGCAUCUUUAUUGUGCCAUUGCAAAUGCAUGUGUGAGGCAAGAGAGCAGAGCCCUUAAAGAGUGCUCCCGCUCUCCACCAUGCUUUUCUGCCAUGCUUACGGUGCCGGUCAGGGAAUGCAUCACUGUGUUGAGCUAAUUUAAAGAGAAAACAAGAACAGACCAGUCUCAUAUGCACAUGAUAAUCACAAUCUGCACAUCCAAUGCUGUCUGUGUGAGGCCUUCCUGAGAGGUCUGCUUUAGUUCUUUGUGCAAAUAUAUUCCUUUUGUUGUGGAUGAAAACUAAAGUGUGAGAGCUGAUGAUGAUGCUGUUGAAGCUCAGUCAAUGCUGUAAGUGAUUUCUCAUUUUAAAGACCCUGAAGUGCUGUUUAGAGGCUCAGAUUUGGAGUUUUUAAGCUCGAGGGCUGAAGAUUAAAAGACAAACACACCCGCAUGUGCCUACAGUUAGUUAUGAUUUCCACUGCUUCUGUUUUUAUUUAUGAACUUAUGAUGUCUCCAGCUCUUUUGUUAUAUGAUAUCAGAUGUGUUACUUGUGUUGCUUACAUUGAUCUGCAUGCAUCAAUCAAACUGAAGUUAAUUCAGCCUUCUCUUUGCCCGAACCUCUGCAAAAACAAGCCCUGUGAUGUAAAACCUUUAGGCUUUUCAGGACAUGGAAGUAGAAUACUCCAGGUGGUGAGAUUUGGCCAGCAGAGGGCGUAGUUGACCAGUGUGGAUCUUCUUAUAAAUUGCUGACCUCAGGAGAAUUGCUAAUGGUACCAGAACCCACAUUUAGAGAACCACUUAAAGGAUGUUUAGUUAUGCUGGAGGCAAAUGAAAAGGCGUUCUGUUGGUAAUGUGUUGUGUAUGAAUUCAGAGUCUGACCUCACAUUUUCUGUUCGAUAACUGUUUAUGUCUGAGUCUUACUGAGGCGAUGGCUUUGAAAUGUUU